Messenger RNA from Rosa rugosa (rugosa rose), 586 nucleotides. RefSeq names its product classical arabinogalactan protein 6-like. NCBI's taxonomy places the organism in Eukaryota, Viridiplantae, Streptophyta, Magnoliopsida, Rosales, Rosaceae. The coding region runs from base 124 to 477 and encodes 117 amino acids. The record is from RefSeq and is a predicted model, not a curated record. The transcript has a single exon.
AGCCCACCUUCACCGUCACCACCACCACCGCCACAUAUUCUCAUCCCAUUACUUCCAUACGUACUCCUGCAGUGUUUCUCAAAGAGAACCAACUGCAUUGCAUUAAUUCACUUACAAUCCAAAAUGGCACGUCAAGCUAUUGUCCUUGUUGCCCUUGCUCUUCUGGCCACCGUGGCUUUCGCCGCAAGCCCCAGCGGCGGUGACAGCAAACCAAAGCCUGGACUCCCAACCUUCGCCGCCGUACCCUCCGGCGCCGCCGGUCCCGCCACCGACAGCAAUCAAGUUGGAACCAGUGACGCUGCUGGUGCUCCUGCUGCAAGCGGACCCAGCAUUGCCGACGCCUUGGCCGCUGGGGUUGGUGGACCUAUUAGUUCCAAGGCUUUUGGCACCGCUGAGUCUCCCAAGUCUGGUGCCACCACCGCCCAGGUCUCCGCUGGAGCAGCUGUCGUCGCCCUCGCCGGCUGCUUCUUCUUCUAAGCUAGCUAGCUGCAUUAUGUAAUUAACGUACAUACACGUUUAUAUGUAAAUAUAUGUACGCAUUGAGAAGUAACAAUAAAAUUUAGCUCCUUCUGGUUUUUCCUGUUAA